Messenger RNA from Stegostoma tigrinum, 2496 nucleotides. RefSeq names its product zinc finger protein 436-like. Gene Ontology annotation, cellular component: nucleus. The transcript is spliced from 10 exons. Lineage: Eukaryota; Metazoa; Chordata; Chondrichthyes; Orectolobiformes; Stegostomatidae. The record is from RefSeq and is a predicted model, not a curated record. The coding region runs from base 125 to 1660 and encodes 511 amino acids.
CUCGUUGUUGCCCAUGAUGGCGGCGCCUUGAGCUUCGCGGAUACUGCUGCUGCUCUUCGCGGAAUCACGUUUAACAGGCUGCCAGACAGACGAGUGCCCGUCAGCGAAAGCGAGCGCCAGAGAGAUGGCAGAGGCCGCGAGACAACUGGACACCCACAGCCUCCCACUGAAACCAACUGCGGCCAGGCGGGAGGAAGCUCACAGAGCGGCAAGGGUGGUGGAUGAGCAGCCAGAGGCACUCGCUGUGCUCCAAGACAGCCAGGCCCCUGUGGAAGGGCCGGUUGUGGCUGGCAGCCCAGCCUCUGAGCCAGUGACUGUUUGUGACAAUGGCCUGCCUGUGCCAGAUGGUCGGGAGAAAGCCGGGCCUUCAGGAAGCAGCCGGGUUAAUGAAACACCAUCUCAAAGCCACGAGGAGGCAAAAGAGAAUGUGGAUCUUUUGGAGACGGCACAGGUAUUGAGUGAGAUUGCAGGCCUCCCCCUGACGGAGAGGGAGCAGGCAGAAGCUGAGGAGCAGGCUGAGCCCCUGGCCGAGAGGCGUGAGCGGCACCUGUUGGUCUUCUCGACUGUGGCCCGGGAAAGCCUGGAGCUUCAGGUGCCCCAGGAGGUGAUGCUGGAGCUACCCAAUGGCAUCAAGAUGUAUGGAAAGGACCUUGCUGCGAUCACUGAACUGUUACACCCGACCCAGGUGUUGCUCCAGACAGGACCUCGGAAGUUCACCUUAGCUACAGCUGACACUGUGAUCUCAGCUGGCUCUUUGCUCUUCACUGUAUCCCAGGAGACAAGCCAAGAGGAACCAUCGGCAAAGCCAGAAGAUCCAGAAGUGGAAACGGAAGGGAAAUUGUACAAGUGCUAUCUCUGUAGUUUGACCUUUAAUCGCCGUGGCAACUAUGUCCGACAUAAGAAAGUCCACAUGGUUAACACUGAGGAAGAUGCCAGGUACAAGUGCCCACACUGUGAUCGCCAGUUCAUUCAGCAUUGUGACCUGCGGAGGCACAUUCACAUUCACACAGGAACGCAGCCCCAUAAGUGUGAUGUGUGCAGGAAAGGCUUUCUCAGAGCCAGCGACCUGGUGGUCCAUAAGAGAUUCCACACCAAAGAUCGCCCGUUCCAGUGCAGCCAGUGCCAGAAAUCCUUCUUCCAAUCUGGUGACUUGCGCCGUCACAUGAGAAACAUCCACAUGACCAAUGCCCGAAUGCUGAGCUGUGGUCAUUGCAGGAAGAAGUACACCAAGGAAGCAACACUCCUACAUCACAUUCAGACCAUACAUCAGGGCGUGCUGCUGCAGCAACAGGGCCAGCACAGCAGUGAGGUUAUUCCAUCAGGAAUUGGGAAGACAGCUGACACUGGAAGUCCCCUUCACACGUAUGGGCCUGAGAGUGUAAAGGCAAGCUGUACCAGUUCAGCAUUACCAGUCGAGGCAGAAAGGAAUGAAGAGACCUCAGUGGCAGAGGUAACUGUUACAGAAUGUGACACGGAGACAGGUCAGCUGUUGGUACCCACAGUCACAGACAGCACAACGGAGCAAACUGGGGCUUUUCUUGGCUGCAGUGGAACAGUGUCAAACCUUGUAGUGAUAGACAUGGAAAUCACAGGAACCACUGAAGAGACAGCAUGUCUCCCAGGCAGGGGAAGUGAAGCGGAUUCUCCAGCAGUAAAAUGACACAUCCACCUGAAUGACUCGUCUUUUGCUGAAUGUUGUGCCCUGUGGUGUUUCCACCCUUACAUCCACGUGUAAAUAUCACCCCAAUCAAAAUUUAUUUCAAUAUCAAACCAAAAAUAUGUUCAUAACUUCAGCAGCUGUAAACAACAUAAAAGGUUUUAUAUUUUAACAAAGAAAGCCUAUCCCCUGCGAAUUCAGCCAUUAGGAGCAACUGAACAUAAGCAGCCCAUCAAAUAAUUUAUUCUGUACCACAGUGAGCUCUUCCUGACAUUUGUUUCAAAUUUAACUUAAAUUUCAAAAACCUGCAAUUCUGUUUCUCUCACUUUCUAAUAGUAAUUGUUUAAAAUCAACCUUAUAUGCAAUGCUUUAACUGCUGAGUUAGAUCUCCCCUUCAGCAGUCAAGCUAUGGACGAAAGCUUUCCUGGAUCCACUUAACAUUUUUCUGCAUUUAUUAAGAAUGAACUUGCACUAUUCACAACCUCAAGACCUUUAAUAAUCAAUCAAUAACUUUCAAUGUGGUCAUAUUGGAAUCACAGCAGCCAGUUUGAAAUAGCAAAUUCUCUCCAAUAGUGAUGAAACAAUGACCACGGAAUCGAUUUUAGUCAUAUUGAUAAGUAAUCGGCAGGCCAGGAUUGGGGUAUUAUUACCUGUGAAAAUGUGCCUACUAUGGGACCAGGAGGCCUGCGUUCAAGAUCCACCUACUUUAGAGGUGUGUAAUAGCAUCUCUGAACUGAUUGAUUGGAAAAUACCUACACCUGCUAAUCUUUGAAAUAGUACUGUGGUGAUUUUUAAGUCCACAGAAGGGAAAUGGGGCCUUGGUGUAACAGCACAUGAAA